AUGGACAAACACCGCGGCGGGAAUACCUGCAAAAGAUACUCCAACGCUCAAUUGAGUGAUGAUGUUUCGGUCCUGAUCUCGUGCCGAGAUUUUCGGACGGCUGAUACGGGACCGAGCUUUAUGAUGCACGUGUCUUUUUAUUUGAAUGGAUAUUCCAAGGAUUUCAUAGAGCGAAUUGGUCUUUUCGUGCAGGCUGAUCGUGUUGAUGCACAUUUGAAUCAGGUUGUCUAUGCAAAGACAGACAUAACAGCUGGAUCAAAAGGAAUCACUGCAUUCAUCAUCGAGAAGGGAAUGCCGGGAUUCCGCACAGCCCAGAAAUUGGAUAAACUUGGGAUGCGAGGAAGUGAUACAUGUGAACUCUUGUUUGAGAAUUGCUUGGUUCCUGAAGAAAAUGUUCUUGGGGAAGUAGGAAAAGGAGUCUAUGUCAUGAUGUCUGGGUUGGAUCUGGAGAGACUUGUUUUGGCAGCUGGUCCCCUGGGUAUCAUGCAGGCAUGUCUUGAUGUGAUCCUUCCUUAUGUUCGACAAAGAGAGCAGUUCGGUUGUCCUAUCGAAUUUCAGUUUAUACAGGUCCAUAUUGUUGAGAAAUGGUUUUUCUACAAUCAUCCUGGCAUUUUAUUGCAUGUGAUUUUUAGACAUUACAUUGUUGAUCGAUCUUCUGUUACAAAACAUGAUGUAAUGGCUACUUCUUUCAGGAUUGUGCUGGAAUUAUACUUACUGCAGCUGAGAGUGCAACCCAAGUUGCUUUGCAGCAGGCAAAACAAUGUUUGGGAGGAAACGGAUAUGUGAAUGAGUAUCCAACUGGUCAUCUUCUGAGAGAUGCCAAUCU
Molecule: messenger RNA, 826 nt
Organism: Arachis ipaensis
Lineage: Eukaryota; Viridiplantae; Streptophyta; Magnoliopsida; Fabales; Fabaceae
Source: RefSeq, a predicted model, not a curated record